GAAAAUCAUUUUCACCAUGGCUCCUGCACUCCACAACUACCUGUUUAUUCAGCUAAUAGUCCUCCCUAAAGGGCUCUCUCAGUUGGUGAGAACACAGCAGGUUGUCACGGCAAUCCUGGGAGAAGAUGCAGUCUUAACCUGUGAGCUCAUGACACCCAAAGACGUGCGGCAAGUCACCUGGCAAAAAGAGACAACUGAGGCGAAUGAAAAUGUGGCCACCUACAGCAAACGCGGUUCCCAUGUCAACCCACCUUUUCAGAGGAACGUGGAGUUUGAAGACGAGGGUCUGCAGAGCUGCUCUAUUGUCAUCAGAGGAGUGUCAAGAGGAGACGAGUCCUGCUACAAGUGUCUGUUUAACGCCUAUCCAGAGGGAGCUAUCAGUGGAACCACCUGCCUCAAAGUCAAUGAGCUGUAUGGACCCUCACUCCUCAUCACACAAACCAACAACAGUCACACCACUCUGUCCUGUUCUGCUACUGGACGACCUGUUCCUAUAGUAACCUGGGAAGACACAGAAAUUCUAGAAGAUUCCACAAUGGCCAAUGUCACCCAUCUCAAUGGAACUGUCACGGUCACCAUAACUUCUACGCUGGCAGCAUUCAGUCUACCUGACAAAGACACCAGGGUUGGCUGUAUGGUGUCACUGUUCUCUGGAGGUGUCACCAAGAACGUAUCCAUGGUUAUUCCAGCUAGAACACAAGCUUCAUUUCCUGAUGUACCUGAGGUCACUGAUGGUGACAGGAUCAGAGGGAUUGGUGCAGUGAUGGGUUCACUGUGUUUCAUUGCUGUGUGCUGUGGAGCUGCUGUGGCACUGUGGUGCAAACUGAGAACUACAACAAGAAGCCAAUGACAGAGAACAGGAAGAACCAUCAACACUCAACCCUCAACAUGAUGACCCUGAAACAAGUAAACAGUGUUUGUACUUACUGUAGGUAAUAGAUUAGAAAACAUUGAAUUGCUUUUCAGUAUCAAAUGCCCUCCCUGGAGAAUAUGUAACUGUAAAUACCCACAAUGCUGUUAUAUCAGUACACUACUACAACAUGAUCUGACUCUGAUCACUAUCAUUGAUGUUAAUAUCUUUCAAGACCACAACAAUAUCCAGUACAUUCUAAAUGUGUUAGUACAACCUUAUUGGAUCAUCCUGAUAGAGUGGUAGUCAUGGUGACCGCAUACAUGCAAAUAAGUUGCAUUGCUGCAGUGUUGUUCCAGUAUGUUAUUUGUAUUUUGUAUUUAUUAGGGAACCCCAUUAGCUGCUCUUCCUGGGUCCAAACAUAUUACAGUACUUACAUUACAUAUAAAACAUUAUUACACCACUACAUCUCUACAAUACAACAUGUUUAAUACCACCAUACAACAAUAUCACAAUGUUUACACAUGCAUGUGUCUGUACCUUUGUGUCUUCACAGUCCCCGUUGUUCCAAAAGGUGUAUUUUUACCUAUUUUAAAAAUCUGAUUCUACUGCUUGUAUUACAUGAUGUGGAAUAGAGUUCCAUGUCGUCAUGGCUCUAUGUAGUAUUGUGCACCUCCCAUAGUCUCUUUUGGACUUGGGUCCUGAAAAGAGACCUCUGGUGGCAUGUCUUGUGGGGUAUGCAUCGGUGUCCGAGCUGUGUGCAAGUUUUUUAAACAGACAGCUUGGUACAUUGAGCUUGUCAUCACCUCUUACAAAAACAAGAAGUGAUGAAGUCAAUCUCUCCUCUACUUUGAUCCAUGAGAGAUUGACAUGCAUGUCAUUAAUGUCAGCUCUCCGUGUACUUUUAAGGGCCAGCCGUGCUGCCCUGUUCUGAGCCAACUACAAUUGUGGCACUUGACCACACUACUAACAGUAGUCAAGGUGCAACAAAACUAGCGCCUGUAGGACCUGCCUUGUUGAUAGUGUUGUUAAGAAGGUAGAAACUAUGGCCUGUAGGACCUGCCUUGUUGAUAGUGUUGUUAAGAAGGUAGAAACUAUGGCCUGUAGGACCUGCCUUGUUGAUAGUGUUGUUAAGAAGGUAGAAACUAGGGCCUGUAGGACCUGCCUUGUUGAUAGUGUUGUUAAGAAGGUAGAAACUAGGGCCUGUAGGACCUGCCUUGUUGAUAGUGUUGUUAAGAAGGUAGAAACUAGGGCCUGUAGGACCUGCCUUGUUGAUAGUGUUGUUAAGAAGGUAGAAACUAGGGCCUGUAGGACCUGCCUUGUUGAUAGUGUUGUUAAGGAGGUAGAAACUAGGGCCUGUAGGACCUGCCUUGUUGAUAGUGUUGUUAAGGAGGUAGAAACUAGGGCCUGUAGGACCUGCCUUGUUGAUAGUGUUGUUAAGAAGGUAGAAACUAGGGCCUGUAGGACCUGCCUUGUUGAUAGUGUUGUUAAGAAGGUAGAAACUAGGGCCUGUAGGACCUGCCUUGUUGAUAGUGUUGUUAAGAAGGCAGAGCAGUGCUUUAUUAUGGACAGACUUCUCCCCAUCUUAGCUACUACUGCAUCAAUAUGUUUUGACCAUGACAGUUUACAAUCCAGGGUAACUCCUAGCAGUUUAGUCACCUUAACUUGCUCAAUUUCCACAUGAUUCAUUACAAGAUUUAAUUGAGGUUUAUGGUUUAGUGAAUGAUUUGUCCCAAAUACAAUGCUUUUAGUUUUGGAAAUAUUUAGGACUAACUUAUUCCUUGCCACCCUAUCCGAAACUAACCGCAGCUCUUUGUUGUAUAGUGUUGAGUCAUCCGCGUACAUAGACACACUGGCUUUACUCAAACAGCUGCCCUGGGUAAUUCCUGAUUCUACCUGGAUUAUGUUUGAGAGGCUUCCAUUAAAUAACACCCUCUGUGUUCUGUUAGACAAUCAACUCUUUAUCCACAUUAUAGCAGGGGGUAUAAAGCCAUAAUACAUAUGUUUUUCCGGCAGCAGACUGAACGAUAAUGUCAAAAGCUGCACUGAAGUCUAACAAAACAGCCCCCAUUAUCAUUUUAUCAUCAAUUUCUCUCAGCCGCCUCCCAGGUGGCGCAGUGGUUAAGGGUGCUGUAGUGCAGCGCCAGCUGUGCCACCAGAGACUCUGGGUUUGAGCCCAGGCUCUGUCGUAACCGGCCGUGACCGGGAGGUCCGUGGGGCGACGCACAAUUGGCCUAGCGUCGUCCGGGUUAGGGAGGGUUUGGCCGGUAGGGAAAUCCUUGUCUCAUCGCACACCAGUGACUCCUGUGGCGGGCCGGGCGCAGUGCGCGCUAACCAAGGUUGCCAGGUGCACGGUGUUUCCUCUGACACAUUGGUGGGGCUGGUUCCGGGGUGGAUGGCGCUGUGUUAAGAAGCCGUGUGGCUUGGUUGGGUUGUGUAUCGGAGGACGCAUGACUUUCAACCUUCGUCUCUCCCGAGCCCGUACGGGAGUUGUAGCGAUGAGACAAGAUAGUAGCUACUAAAAUAAUUGGAUACCACGAAAUUGGGGAGAAAAGGGGGUAAAAUUUAAAAACAAACAAAAAAACAAUUCUCUCAGCCAAUCAUCAUUCAUUUGUGUCAGUGCUGUGCUUGUUGAGUGUCCUUCCCUAUAAGUAUGCUGAAAGUCUGUUGUAAAUUUGUUUACUAUGAAUUUACACUCUAUCUGGUCAAAUACCAUUUUUCCAGAAGUUUACUAAGGGUUGGUAACAGGCUGAUUGGUUGGCUAUUCGAGCCAGUAAAGGGGGCUUUACUAUUCUUGUGUAGUGGAAUGACUGUAGCUUCCCUCCAGGCCUGAGGGCACACACUUUAUAAAACCUUAAAUUGAAGAUGUGGCAAAUAGGAGUGGCAUUAUCGUCCUCUAUUAUCCUCAGUCAUUUUCCAUCCAGAUUGUCAGACCCUGGUGGCUUGUCAUUGUUGAUAGACAACAAUCAUUUUUUCACCUCUUCCAAACUGACUUUACGGAAUUCAAAAGUACUAUUCUUGUCUUUCAUAACGUGGUCAGAUAUACUUGGAUGUGUUGUGUCAGCGUUUGCUGCUGGCCUGUCACACAUAAGUUUGCUUAUCUUGCCAAUGAAAAAGUCAUUAAAGUAGUUGGCAAUAUCAGUUGGUUUUGGGAUGAAUGAGCCAUCCGAUUCAUUGAAUGAUGGAGCUGAGUUUGCCUUUUUUCCCAAUAUUUAAUUUAAGGUGCUCCAAAGCCUUUUACUAUGAUUCUUUAUAUAAUUUAUUUUUGUUUCAUAGUAUAGUUUUAUUUCAUUUAGUCAUGAUUUCUUAAUUUGAAAUACGUUUGCCAAUCAGUUGGGCUGCCAGAUUAAUUGCCAUACCUUUUGCCUCAUCCCUCUCACCCAUACAAUUUUUAAAUUCCUCAGCAAUCCAAGGGGGUUUAAUCGUUUUUACAGUAAUUUUCUUAAUGGGUGCAUGCUAAUUAGUAACUGGAAUAAGCAAUUUCAUAAAUGUGUCAAGUGCAGUGUCUGGUUGCUCCUCAUUACACAUCAAAGACCAGCAAAUAUAAUUUACCUCAUCAACAUAUGACUCACUAUAAAACUUCUUGUAUGACCUCUUAUACACUAUAUUAGGCUCAGCCGUUGGAACUAUUCUAAAAUGGAUUAAAUAAAAGUGUAAUGAUCACUUUAAUGGUACUGUAUUUCAAACUCUCUGGUCAGUUAUGUUUGUUUUAGACCAUAGCUGUCAAUACUUGACCGUUUUUACUUUUUUUGUUGUUAUGAGAACUUGAGUGACUACUAUACUGUCUCAUACACAUCUGUGUGGUUCAAAGACUGUUUCCAUCCAUAGGCAUUGUGGGUACUGAAUAGUGGACUGAAUGGCUGACACACAUAGGCCUGCUGUUUAUUUUAUACUUAAAUACAGUCUGUAUGUAAAUAUGUUUUGUAGUUGGUUAAUGAUGACACAUGAUGAAUCCAAACUAGACUUAUGUGUGGUUUUUAUUCUUUACUGGGGGUUUUAUAAAUCAAAUGUUAGGUACUUUCAUGGUGUGGGUGGUUUUCUUAAUUCUUCACUUUUUUAAAUCAAAUGCUGUAAGAUACACAAUGUUGUAAUGUACUUUGUUGUGUUUUUGUUUUCUACUUUUAUAAAUAAAAUGUUUAAACAAU
Oncorhynchus nerka (sockeye salmon) is the source of this 4995-nucleotide messenger RNA. RefSeq names its product OX-2 membrane glycoprotein-like. Bases 17 to 850 code for a protein of 277 amino acids. Gene Ontology annotation, cellular component: neuronal cell body; cell surface; axon. NCBI's taxonomy places the organism in Eukaryota, Metazoa, Chordata, Actinopteri, Salmoniformes, Salmonidae. The transcript has 6 exons. Gene Ontology annotation, molecular function: cell-cell adhesion mediator activity. Gene Ontology annotation, biological process: heterotypic cell-cell adhesion; negative regulation of neuroinflammatory response. The record is from RefSeq and is a predicted model, not a curated record.